AUGGAGUUCCAAAACUUAGCUAAGGCUGUCGCAUCAAUACCACACGUUGGCCAGGUCCUGGCAGUCAUGCUAACAGUUGCUGUUGGCAUCUACGAAGAGUUGAAGACUCUUGAUUCAAAGCUUGAGGCACAGAAAAGGCUCGGCGAGGAUGCCAACUUCAUCAUCAGCACUAUAGCCAUGCAUAGCAAAACCCUAAAGGCUAAAGAUCAGAACUACUUACGACUAUUGGCGAGGCAACUUCAGCAAGUCGAAAAAGUCGCCAAGGACAUUCAGAGGCAUAUAUGGGAGGCAUCCGGUGCACGGGAGAGGCACAUACGCAAAUAUGGAAAGCUUCCUGCAAAUGUAUAUGAUGCAUUAACAGAGCCUGCAAAAGUUCAUGUCCUAAAACAGCAACUUGAGGAGGCCAAAACACAGCUCCUGAAAAGGCAGACCGACUUCACAUUCCUUAAAAUGAUGGAAGGAGAUGGGUCGGGAUCUGAACCACCACCAGUCUAUGCUGAAACCUUUGAGGAGGAAGAGAAAGAGCCAGAACCCAAAGCAUUUGGGCCGGUCAGAUGGGUCAGCAUGAAGGAGUUCGUGGCCAGUCCGGGACUAAACAAUUUGAUGGUGCCCGUUUGCCAAUCAUCGGAGACCGAAGAUGGCGUGGUGUGGUAUAUCGCACGCGUACCGCAUGUUGGUGGCAUUCGUAAGGAACCCGGAAAAUUCAGCCCAGGACGUGGAACUUUCUUUGGCUUCAAAAGAGAAUCUCUACCUACAAAAGACCUCAAUUACGACAUACUGAUUGCGGAUCCUGGGACCGUACAAUGGGAACGCACGUCUGGACGGUUCUCAGAGGAACAGCUCUGUUCUCGUCCCGUCACGAGCUGCCGUGAAAAUGACGGUACUGAGCUCGUGAUCGCUCGUGCAUUAGCAAGGGAACACAUGCACAUCGAUAUCUUCGGGAAAAUGUUUCUUCAACCAGGGAAGGCAAGCCCGAAGCUUGACGGAGCAUAUGUUAUCGCAGGCGAAAAGGAAGUUAAAGUCAAGGAAUACGAGGUCCUUGUGUAUGCAAAGCCAAGAAAGAAGCUCAUCUUAUAG
Fomitiporia mediterranea MF3/22 is the source of this 1077-nucleotide messenger RNA. RefSeq lists its product as uncharacterized. Bases 1 to 1077 code for a protein of 358 amino acids. NCBI's taxonomy places the organism in Eukaryota, Fungi, Basidiomycota, Agaricomycetes, Hymenochaetales, Hymenochaetaceae. The record is from RefSeq and is a predicted model, not a curated record. The transcript has 7 exons.